Messenger RNA from Striga hermonthica, 1071 nucleotides. The record is from the annotation of a GenBank genome assembly. NCBI's taxonomy places the organism in Eukaryota, Viridiplantae, Streptophyta, Magnoliopsida, Lamiales, Orobanchaceae.
AUGGACGGUUUUGCUGUUGAGGUACCCGUCUCGUCUCCUAUGCGUGCCUGUUCCUCAUCAUCGGAGAAGAGGAUAAAAUGCUUUUACUUGAUUUAUCAGGAUUACAAUGCCUCCUUUACGUGUUUUGCUUUGGACAAGGAAAAUGGGGAAACGCGUGAUUUCACCAUCUCACCGGCUCCCGGCAUGACAAACCCCCUCCCGCUUUAUUUGCUCUCUGCAGUUGUGGCUUUAGGAUCCACCGUCUACAUCAUCGGUGGUAUGUGCUAUCCUGAGUUCUGCCCUGAAGUGACACGUCACCACCACAACAUGCAUGCUGCGGUCAGGUUCUUUGACGUCCUUCGCCCGGAGGAGGGGUGGCGGGAGGCUGCCCCCAUGCACUUCCCCAGGGUCAUGCCAGCGGCUGCCGCCAUCGAUGGGAAGAUUUACGUGUUGGGGGGUUCGAAUAUAGAUUCCCCUGAUGAAGGUGAAUGCUUUGACCCGAAAACCAACCGUUGGGACCGCUUACCAGCUGCCGGCUACAAGGUUGGUUUUCCCUACAUAGUCUCCCCGUACGUGGGUCGAGAUGUUGGAAAGAGCAUUCUCGUGCAUUCCGGCUGGGAUGACGGGGCCCUUCAUGCCUAUGUUUUAGCUACACGCAAAUGGGAAUUUAUUAGUCGCGAUUUUUCCGAGUGCGACACGCCAGCUGCAGCUGCAGUUGUUGGUGAUAUCAUGUACACGCUACUCAAUGGCCGUGAUAAAAAACGGAGGCCUUUGCACGGUUAUCACUUAAUUCACAAGAAAUGGAUCCCUGUCGACUUUGAUCCCAAUCCCGAGAAAGAGAUUGAUACAGAAUAUGCGUGGGUUUUUGCUUCUGGUAGUGACAAGUUGUAUCUGUUGUGGUACCAUUAUGACCCCAAGGACAGGGGUAUACAUAACAGGAUAGAGUGCUUGGAACUUAGACUGCACAACUCAUCCUCAUAUAGUAGUGACCCUGGAUCAGAGACGGAGCAUCUUAUUAGGGUCAGCAUGGUGUCCCGUACCUAUUUCAGUUUGGAACCUAAGGUCUCCCAUGGAAACCUUAUUGCAACUUAG